This is a messenger RNA of Mesorhabditis spiculigera, 1200 nucleotides long. Lineage: Eukaryota; Metazoa; Nematoda; Chromadorea; Rhabditida; Rhabditidae. The record is from the annotation of a GenBank genome assembly.
AUGACCUCCAGAAAGUUCUAUGUAUUUCAGGUUUGCCAGACUUUCGAGGCAAGCGAGGUCAAUGCAGUCUUAUUGCCAUGUUUUGCCAGCCACACUUUUCGGGAGGAGAUCCAAGAGGAAAUUGGAAUACCCGUUCUGGAUAUGAUGGCGGCGUUACGCAUGCACGUGGAUCAUGUCGCUGAACGCGGUACAACGCUGGGCAUCAUGGCGUCCGACUAUGUUAGGCACUCCGGUUUGUUCGAGCGCUAUUUCGGCACUGAUUUCAAGCUCGUUUAUCCAAACGAUAACGAGCAAUCUAGGUUGAUGGGCGCCAUGUAUGGGGUUAACGGCAUCAAAGAUGGAUUCCUUGACGGGGGCCACUUGAUCUGCGGUGAUCUGCAACGGCGGGGCGUCAGAGCACUGGAUAUCAAUGAAAUUUAUGCUGCCUUCGCCACCUUGGAGAAAGGCCAGUCGACUCGUCCACCAUUUAAGCUUGGGAUAGUGGGUGGAGUUGGGCCGGCGGCAACGGUCGACUUCAUGGGUAAGGUUGUGGCGCACACACCGGCUGGCCGCGAUCAGGAACACCUCAAAAUGGUGGUAGAACAGAACCCCCAGAUCCCCGAUCGCACAGCCAAUCUGCUGUAUGACGAAACCGAUCCGACGAUGGCGAUGUACGCAACAUGCAAGCGACUUGAAAGCGCUGGAGCCAAUGCUAUAGCGAUUCCGUGCAAUACAGCUCACGCAUUUGUUGAGCGCAUCCAGACGCACCUAAGUGUACCUAUUGUGAAUAUGCUGACUGAGACGGUAGAGGCUAUCGUGCAGCGGUACGGCGCUGGCAAAACCGUCGGGCUGCUAGCGACCUCCGGCACAAUAAAAAGUCAGGUUUAUCACGAGGCAGCCCGACGAGCAGGGUUGCAAAUAAUUACCCCUGGUGUGGAUUACCAAGUAUUGGUUAUGGAGUCGAUUUACGGAGACCACGGAAUUAAAGCGGGUUUCACAGAGGGCAUAUGUAAAGACCAGCUGUUGAUCGCAGCAGAGCACUUGUGUGAACUGGGUGCAGAUGUGCUCAUCCUGGGGUGCACAGAGCUACCGCUGGUGCUAGAGCAUAGCGAAUCCUACAUGAUCAAAAAUCAUGAAGUGGCAUUGGUCGAUCCGACAACCAUUUUGGCAUUGAAGUGCAUUGAGCUUGCUCGAGAAAAUACAGUCAAGCCGAUUAGUCGA